Molecule: messenger RNA, 5518 nt
Organism: Magallana angulata
Lineage: Eukaryota; Metazoa; Mollusca; Bivalvia; Ostreida; Ostreidae
Exons: 8
Coding region: 92-5005 (1637 amino acids)
Source: RefSeq, a predicted model, not a curated record
GAAUAGUCGCGAGCGGUUCCGAGAUUUCAAUAUGGGUGAAUGUCGAAAGAAGGAAUCCCGCUUGAAUAUGCAAAAGAAUUGAUAAAUUCACAUGAUGAGCAACAUGUCAGAACAUCCUUGCCACAAUCUGAGCAAUACAGACAAACAGAUUUUUACAUGUCGACAUUGCAUGGCCAAGUUUUACGACCCUAUUCAAAGAUGGCGACAUAGUAAAAGCUGCAAGAAAGAUGCUCCUACCAAGAGUAGAGAAGGUAUCCCUCUAUCAAACGGCAAAAGGGACCUGCCUGUGGAGAUUGCAGAAAGGGGAGGGUUAGGCAAAAAGCGACAGAAAAAAGAAAACCCUCUCAAUUGCGUGAUAUGUACAUCGGUAUUCACGUCUUUGGAGGAAAUGAAGGAACAUGUAAGAAAUCCAUGUAGCAAGCCACCACCUGAGCCAAAGGCUCAGGCAUUGGCGCCACCUAAUCCAGAACUAGAAAACUUUGAGCAGCAGCUUCAACAGUUACAGGAGGCCAAGGGUGAAGACAUGGCGACCAAUCAGAUAGAAUCGUUGCUCAGAGCAGCUCAGGCACUGCACCAGCAACAACAGGAGCAGCAGCGGCAACAAGCAGAGCAGCUUCAGAAUGUUGAAACUGAGGUGAUACCAGAUGGAGGAAAUCCAGACUGGUUGUACAACCAGGGUGAACCGGUCUUAUGUAGUGUAGAAGAAUAUGGGGAACCAGGGUUUCCUAAUUAUUCCUCAAUCCAAGGAUCAGACGGUCUGCCUGUGGUGCAGGUAGAACAGGUGUCCUCCACCCCCGCAAUAGAGGAGGAGCGCAGCCUUCAUACCCCUCCAAUAAAGCUGACCGCUGAAGAGUACGAUCCAGUCACCCCUCAGGAAAUCACAGUAACCUCAGGGCAUGAUGUACAUGCCAAAAGUGCCCAAAGUUCAUACAGUGAACAGCAAAUACUUGAUAUGAAACAAGGAAACGGCACUCAAGAGGUUCUGCUGAAAGAGGGCAGUAGUAAUAUACAAGGGGCAUUGUCUGAUGAAAAGUUUAUAUUUUCAUCUGUUGGACUUGUUGAAAGCAUAGAAUCACAGACUCCAACUACGGGUACCCAGGAUUUGUACAGUAUUUCUGCACAUCCCAGUGUUUUACCGAGUGAGGUAAAAUUAGUGGGAAGUGACGGCGUUACUGUUACCCUGGUGCUGUCUCCGAACGCUUCUACUGACGCAUUACAGAAGUCUGGAAAUCCGGGGGACGAGUUUGACUUUAUAUCUCAGGUAAUUGGAGAGGAGUUGACUCAACAAGGCUCAAUAGAGAAACAAGACAGUCAGGAUUCAAAGAUUAUUUGUAACAUUGACACAAAGGAGAAAUGUGGAUUCCAUGAGGAAGUCCCAGAGUUAAAUAGUUCUAGUGUUUCUGUUCUUUCUCAAACUGAACAGAGUGGUGAAGCAAUCGCAUGUGAACGUGACAAUUUAAAUACAACUGCUGAUGAAUGUGUAAAAGAUAAACAGUUCAACAGGUCAGAAAAAACAAAAUGUAGUGAUGAAAUUGAUACUGAGCAAAGUCCUUUUAAAGAAAAAAAGAACUCUUUGCAAUCUACAACAAAUGAGCCAUUGGUGAACACAAACUCUGAAUCAGAUAAUUUAACAAGUGCUGAUAUAGAAGUAUCCUGCAAUCAACAAACAAAUAAUGAUGAUAAAAACACUGAAGGCAUUGAAAAAAAUCAGAAAAAUUCUCGUAUAAUUGAACUCGGUGACAAGGCCCAAGGAGGUAUCCACAAAGAGAAAGUAGACAGUCCUGAUCAAGUCAAGGUAGUGAAAAAGAAACAUAAGAAUGUUAAGAUACCUAAAUGUAGAGUUUGUGACAAGGAAUUUAAAACAAAAGAACAAUUACGAAAACAUAAUAAAGUCCCUUGUAAAGUUAGGCUGACCAGAAAUUUAACUCAAAAAGUGCUAAGGCCAAAGAGACUUGAAAAAUCAGUGCCUUUACCAAUUGUUAAGAAAAAGAAGAAACAGAAACCGGUGCCAGCAAAGCCUAAAAUGAUAACGCUCAUUAAUAGACGAUUUGCAGAUACGAGUUUAGAUUUGAAUAAGGAAAAGAAAGGAAAGUUCAAGACCAGAAGGAAAUCACUGUAUGAUUACAACUUUUGCAUUACAAGAAGUACAGAUUAUAGGAAUGCCAAUCUAGAUGUUUUAGUGCAAUAUGACUCAUUGAAUGAGCAGGAGCAACAUUUCUUUCAUUUAGGUCUUGUGGGUACAAAUCAUCUGCCAUCACAUUAUAGAACACCAAAAUCUCUAAUCAAACGAGUUUUGAAGCAAAAUGGAUCUAAUAGCAUGGAAAAAGUUUUGGAAAGGGAAGAACCGUUGGAAGAUGGGCCUCCAGUUUUAGAAAAAGUAGUUGAUGCAUCUGGACGAAUACAAGAGGAUAUAUAUAUUUUGAGGGAUGAAUAUCACCAUGAUAUUGAGCCACCAGUUUUAAUGACAGUUGAAAAGCUGGAUGCUGGUUGUUCAUUGGAAGAAAGAUUUGAAGCAUCAACAGACGUGAUGUGUCCAACAUUAGAUGAUGAGUUAACAGAGAAUUAUAAACUACCAAACUCUGAAUCGUGUAACAAAGAAAAACUUGAAAAUAAUGAACCCAAUAAAGAGAACAGUUUUCAUCAUGAAAAUCUUUCAGCUAACAAAGCCUCCGAACAAAAUUCAAUAGAAGAACAAAAAAUACCAUCAGAGCUCUUGACUGGUGCAGAUAAAGCUUCGCCUCUCAAAUCACCAAAUAAAACUCUAUGCGAGAGGCACUUCAUGGAUGCAAUUGAUGUGUCAAGUGAUACAUUUUCAGAUGAAUCGGAAUUCACCAAAACAAAGUUGAAGGAAGACGAUGACACCAAACCCUCUUACAGUGUUACACUUGGAUUGCAAACAGAUAUACCUUCUGUGACUGACAAAAUCAUGUAUCCUAGAUCGUCUUUUAUUUUAAAAUGUCUUAAAAGGUUAGAAAACAAACACAAAAAUAUCCCCGAUAGUAAACCAUGUGGUAGAAAAAAUUUAUUUGAAAGCCUUGAAAAUGUUUCUGAAGAUUCAAAGUCAUGCAAUAUUUCUCAGUGCAAAGAUGAAAAAUACACCAAAAAUGUUGAUCAAACCCAAAGUGAAAAAAAUGUGCUAACAAAACCAGUAGAAGAAGUGGUGGUAUACCCAAAGCCAGUUGAUCCCAAAAAUUUAGAAUACAGGAAACCAACAUUCAUUAUUCCUACUGAUGAAGAAAUUUUAAAUUACACAGAUGACACUGUAGUUAGAAAACAACCAGAGCUAGAUUCUGUUAGUCCAGAAAAUGGACGGGAACUGCUUCAGAUCCUUGCAAAGACAUUAGGAAUAUUUCCAUCUACAAAAACAAAACCCCUUGAAACUUCUCUGAGUGAAACUCCAAAAAAGUAUAAAGAAACUGAGAAUAAAGAUGCAGUAGAUGAUGAAAAUGGAAUGCAGAUUAUUGUUAUGAACAAUACAGCCGAGUCUAAUGAAUACACAAUGGGUAUUGAUGUUAUUAAUGUUCCAAAGAGUAUAAAUGAGGACUUGAAGAAAGCUGCUUCAGAACUGGAGAACAAUUGUGUGUUUGAAGAGGAUAAUCCUCAAGGUCUUGCCUACCCAGUUGAAGAUACAUCAUCUGAAAAGAAGGCACAAUCAACAUAUGAAAGGGCCAAGAGUGAUCCUGGGGACAUUUCUAUACCAAAGGAAGUUUAUGAAUUCCUGGAAGAUUACAAUACCAUUAGUCCCAAAGCACCAGAACCAAGCCAUGAUGCUCAAAUCCUUCAACCUACCAGGGAUAUACACAUGGUCCCAGGACCGAAGCUGAAUACCAGUGAAGUUGUUGAUAUUCAUUUCAAUUUUUGUUCAAAGGAAACUCCUCGUUGCGAGCAACUAAAGUCUUGUAGACUUGCAUCAUCAAAUACCCAUAAUGUAAAUCCCGUUGCAGAUCUAAAGCCAUUACAAAAUAAUGAACAAGAAACACCUUUUGGACCCUCAGUUAACAUUAAGGAUGAUGUGUUACAAACCAAACAUCUUCAAAGCAAUGAAGACUUGCCUCUUUACGCCAUUCCAGUUGGUUAUGUAUCUGAAAAUUGUCAAACCAGUAGUGAUUCUACCUGCUGCACAGAAAACCAUCCUACUGUCUCCACUCCUCAUCCUCUUAGCCAGGACAAUGAUACAGCAUGCAAUCAAACACCCUCUAUAUUACCUCGUCCAUUGAAGGAACUCAGCAUCUCAAUUCCUCCACAAAUGUCUUCAGAAAAGUCAGAUGCGGAUCCAGUCUUUUCACAUUCCAAUGUGUUCAAAUCAGAAAAUACACAGGAACCAGGUGUUCAGCAAUCUAUUCCAAAGGUUUCAGAAAGUAUUCCAGAGUCUGAUCAAGUCUGGAGCCGCAUUUUGGAGGAGUACAAAGCGGAACGCAUGCUUAAUCACAAUAAUCGUUCAGAAGAAAGCCCCUUGUCCCAUUCAGCCAAGCAACAAAAACCUAGAACAUUGAGUUAUAAAGAAGAAAAUACAGAUUCAUUCAUUUCAAAACCCGUCUUUACAAGAAGCUACAGUACUAGUGCGACAUCAACGUUAAGUAAUGCUUCAAACCAAACUCUGCAACACGAUGAUAAUUCAGAGAAAGUGUUCAUGUCUUGUUCGUUUUCACCCACAAACAGCAGUAAUUCUCUAAAAAUGAUAUUCAGGAAAGAGAGAUCACCAAAGGAAGAAAAUCAGUCAGCCAAUGCUAGUUCUGAGGAACGUAUAUGUAGUUCCCAAACUGUGAACAUAAGAGAUCCGUUAAGGGGGACAAACCUGUCCACGGCAGAUUCCGAACCCUCACUAGAAGAUGUAGGAGCCACCGAUGACGAUGAAGAAGAGUCUUUGCCAUAUAUGAUUGUGGACACGGGGGUAGAGAUUUGUAGGAAGGCGCUAGGCACUCACGAGGAUGAAGAGGAGGACCUUUCAGAGGAAGAAGACUGGAUAUCUGGCCAAGAUGUAGAAUCACAAGAUGCCGUUACGUAGAAUUUUAUUUUAUUGUAGAGUUUGCUUUAUUGGGAAAAAUAACUAUUUUUUGAAACUCUCCAUAUUUCAUUGAACGUUAACGCAUUUUUUCUCCUCUCUGUCUGUGAUAUUAUGCAUGUCAAAUUUUUAAACAUUUUACGAAUCGUGUUUGUCGCAAAUUUUAAAGUUUUUCAUAUAUACAUAUAUUAACGUGUACCAAAAUUUUAGGUAUAAACGUGUUGUUAGAUCUCAGAACAGAUAGGCACUACUGAUUUAAAAACAAGUUAAUUUAUUAAAUACUAUGAAAUCUUAUACACAAUUCACUAAAUGAAAUUCCAGCUGAUUUAUGUCUGACUAUGGAAUAAAAUUGAGUUUUCUUGUGUAAUAAUUUGUAACAAAAGACUCUUGUUUAAUGUGUUGUUCACUUGUGAUUGCGAUCCAUCUGCUCACCUUGAGGGUUUUUUAAAAUUCAUUUUGAGUUUAUUUCUAUGUGUGUAUUCACCAUAAUAUUGUUAAUACAAAGAUUCAGAUUCA